Messenger RNA from Lolium perenne, 2265 nucleotides. Its product is annotated as protein FAR1-RELATED SEQUENCE 5-like. The record is from RefSeq and is a predicted model, not a curated record. NCBI's taxonomy places the organism in Eukaryota, Viridiplantae, Streptophyta, Magnoliopsida, Poales, Poaceae.
AUGCAAAGAAACUCAUCAAGUUAUGAGGGUUUAUUCAAAGAAAUCGAGGACGAUGAUAUGUCUGACGACAAGAACGACAAAAACCACACACAGAUCAAGCUAGUAGACAAGCACGACGCCUCCCGACAACAAUCUCAACAAAACAAAGAAGACAUCAAGAAGGAGGUAUACAGCAACCAGGCAAGAAUGAAACAACAUACAGGACCAAGCAGCAGCUAUGGUAUACCAGACAAACAGAAUGACAGGAAAACACACAUGCAACCAAUACCAGAAAAAAUUAUCAAGGAAAUGAAGUUUGCUACAGCCAACAACAACUCCAAUGAUAGCACAACAAGCAAUACAAAGGAAUCCAGAGGAAUGGGAAGUACCGACGAAGAAACAAGUGCCUCAAAGGAAACAAAUCAAAAGGAAGCUUAUUCAUCAUCGCAGAAACACAGCACAGGAGAAUCAAACUCGCCCUCGGAGGAACAAGCUUCUAAGCAAGAAACAAAAGAAGAAUUGAAGGAUGAUGAUCCAGAAAUAAAUCCAGAUCCUCCAACAAAGAUGGAAGAGGAAAUGGACAAGAUGUUCAACACAGAUGACUACCCAGCAGUUGAAGAGAUUAUGAGUGCAGCUAUACCAAAGGAAGGUGCCCGUUUCAAAACAACAGACGAUGCAUUCUAUAGAUACGCUCUGUAUGCAAGAAAGGAAGGAUUUGCAGUGAAGAAGUUCAGCAGCAAGAGAUCAGGAAAAAACGGAGAAAUCUACAUGCAAACGUUCGCAUGUAACAAGGAAGGAUGCACAAACACAGAUGCCAAACCAUCGUCGCAGAGGAGAACAAAUAUACUACUAAAGACUGAUUGUAAAGCACACAUAAUUGUAAGAGAAUUUGAUGGAUACUGGUACAUCAAGAAGGUUCACUUAGAACACAACCACCCGCUGGAACCAACAGACUAUCUAAUUAGGUUUGCACACUGUCACAAAAGGAUGACUGAUCUCGACAGGAGAUUAAUUCAUCUACUACAGAUGGGACGUCUGCCACCAAGGAAGAUGAUGUUAAUCUUUCGGUCGAUCAGAGGGAAAUUUCGUGGAAUACCCUUCGAUGAUGUUGAUCUAAGCAACAUAAAGAGUCAACAACAACAAAUAGAGAAGGACCAUGACAUCCAGAAGUGCCUGGACCGCUUCAAGACACUCCAGAAAAUAGUACCUGGCUUCUAUCAUGCCAUGGAAAUAGACAGCGAAAAAAGAGUUCGCAGCCUGUUUUGGAUGGACGCAAUGUGCGUAAUGAACUACAAGCUGUUCGGUGACUAUAUAUCUUUCGACACAACUUUCAGCACAAAUAAGUAUGGCUUACCAUUUGUUCCUAUAGUUGGGGUGAACAAUCACGGCUCCACAGUACUGUUUGUCGUUGCUCUGCUCAAGGAUCAAACAACAUAUACAUUUAUAUGGGUACUGGAAACAUUUGUUCAGGCCAUGGGUGGAAAAGAACCAAAGACAAUAAUAACAGACCAGGACAAAGCAAUGAAGAAAGCAAUACAAACAGUUCUAAAGUCUACAACCCACAUGAACUGCUACUACCACAUCGUGACCAAGAUGAGUCAGAAAGAGAGCGCCUUCUUCGCAAAAAACUCAGGACUGUCGGAACUGCUAAUGUACAUUGCAAAGAACGCAUUCACACCAGCUGAGUUCGAAAUGGGAUGGAAUAAAGUGAUAAAGGAUUACAAUGCUGGUGGAGAAAAACACCUAAGCAAGUUAUUCAGGAUAAGACACAGGUUGGUACCAGCGUACUUCAUGGAUAAAUUUUACCCAUUCUCAUCAAGCACAGGAAGGAGCGAGAGCACCAAUAACAUGUGGAAAUGCUAUAGCCAGCACACAGACACAAUAACAAUGUUCCUUGAGCAAUAUGAGGUCAUACAAGACAAGUGCUUAUCUGCCAUGGACAAGAAGAAGCUCACAUCAACACUGAAAACAGCAAAAUUAGUAACAAGACACCCGUUUGAGAAGCAAGCUCUUGAACAAUUCACAAAUGACACAUUCGAGAAGUUCCAGAUCGAGAUCACAAACAACAUGGCAUUCAAGGUAGAUGGAUCACUUGAACCUGGUCGCCACUUGCGGCUGAAAAGAAUAGUGAAAUUCUACAACCACAUGGAAUUCAAAAGGGAGUUGUUUGACGUCACAUUUGACGAUGAAAAAAAAGAACUUCAUGUGUUCCUGCAAAAAGAUGCAGAGGGAUGGUAUACAUUGCUGCCAUGUAAUAAAAGCAAUGGUUCACAUGGAGAUCAAUGA